AUGGGAUUACUUGGACGUUUUCAAUCAUCAUCAUUUACACCAGAUAUUAAUGGUAUUAUUUUAGCAGCACAUCGUGAUAAUUAUGUGAUAUUAAAAUUAUUACUUGAUCGUGGUGAACGAAUUUGCAAACCACAUGAUUUACGUUGUGCAUGUCAUAUAUGUACACAAUCAAGACGUGAAAAUGGUUUACAACAUUCUAAAUUACGUAUUAAUACAUAUCGUGCAUUAACAAGUCCAUCAUUUAUUUUAUUAACUAGUAAUGAUCCAAUUUUAACAGCAUUUGAAUUAAGUUGUGAAUUAAAAAAGUUAGGUGAACUUGAAAAUGAAUUUAGAACAGAAUAUGAAGAAUUAGAAGCAAAAUGUCAAAAAUUUGCUACAGAUAUGUUAGCACAAACUCGUAGUUCUGCUGAAUUAUCAAUUGUUUUAAAUCAUAAUACUGGAGCUGAUGUAUCCAAUUGUCAUGUGAAUGAAUUCAGUCAACAAUCAUUAUUAACAGAAGAUAUCAGUGAGAGGAUGCAAUUGUCACGAUUGAAAUUAGCUAUAAGAUAUGGACAAAAACAGGUAGUCAAUGAACUUUGGAAUCUUAUUUUUGUCGAUUUUUCAAAAGUUUCUGGGUUGUCAUUGGAUCAUCUACCUAAAUCAUAUCAAAGUGGUAGACAAAAGGCUUAUGUUACUAUGAAAUAUGAAUCAUGUAUAUGUCAUGUUGCAGUCAUGAAGAUUGGAAACCAACAGAACAGAGCUUACCUAUUCGAAAUUGUUCAAUCACUAUAUUGGUCUGCUUAUGGUUUGAUUGAUUUGACAAGUUUCAAUUUGGAAUAUCCACAUGUAUUUACGGAGUUUGUAGGUAAACUGACAUUUGGCACUUAUUCUUAUAUUGCUUUCAUUGUUUUGUUGAAUAUGUUAAUCGCAAUGAUGAAUAAUUCAUAUGAACAAAUUGUUGGUCAAGUUGAUAUUGAAUGGAAAUUUGCUCGAUCCAAAUUAUGGAUUAGUUAUUUUGGUGAAGGUUGUACUGUACCAGUCCCAUUUAAUAUUAUACCUACACCAAAAACAUUUAUGUAUAUGUUAAAUUCAAUGAAAAAUUUCUUUUUAAAUUGUUCUAAAAAGAAAAAAUUACAUCAUAAUCAUUGGGAAACAAUACGAUUACGCAUAAAACAAGUGAAAGAAUGUGAAUUACGUUAUCGAAAUGUGAUGCAUGAAUUAACUAAACGUUACAUCAUGCAAAAAUUACAAUCCAAUGAAAAUGAUUUAGUUAGUGCAGAUGAUUUAAGUGAAAUUAAAGGUGAUAUUAGUGCAUUUCGACAUGAAUUAUUAGAUAUACUGAAAUCGAAUGGAAUGAAAAUACCAGCAUAUCAUAAAACAGUAUCUAAACUUAGACGUGGUCGAGAAACUUAUCAACUAUCAGAAAUACAAGAAAUGGUACGUGGUAAAAAAACCAAAGAAUCAAUAAAACGAACUAGUAUCAACCAUGCAAAACAUUCCAAACCAUUAAUAUUGGAACAUUCAAUGCGUAAGAAAAUUACAACUUCUGCUAAAAUUAAUCAACAAGAUGAUAAUUUGAAUAAAAUCUCGUUACCUACUACUGGUACCAAUAUUAUGAGUAGUAAUAGUGGUAGUAGUGGUAGUGUAGGUGGUGUCAUUACUGGUCCAGUAGAUAAUCCAGCUUUUGAAAAUGAAGAAAUCAUUGUGAAUACAACUUCCACAAAUCCACCGAUCGAUUUAAAUGGAAAACAACUAGAAAAUCCAAUGUCAGUUUUAGAUCAUCAACACAAUUCAAUAUCGGAUGAUUUAACAAAUCAACAAUUGUAUCCUACUAUUAUUCCAUGUACAAGUACUGUAAUAUGUGAAGAAACGAUAGUUAACCAAACUGAUUCAAAAUUCAAUCUAUCUUCAAAUCAACCAGUUGACAAACAACUACAACAAACAAAUUUAAAACAACCGCCAUCUUCUCAAUUAUCCAGUAAAACAAUAACAUCUUCAAUAGUAAAUACAACAAAAGAUGAUAUGACAUCAUCUCAUUCAAAAAAUCUACCAUCUAUAAAUGAAACUGACAAUGACAUAGAUAAUAAGUCACAAUUCAUGCAAGAUAUUAUUGUAGAUAAAAGAGAAAAUAUAGAAAAUGAAAUCCAGAUGAAAUCAAUUUCCAAUAAACAACAAUUAAUUGAUCAGAAAAAUAUUUUGAAACAUUGUAAAUUGAACAAAACUCAUCAUCAGCAGCAGAAGCAGAAGCAAACAGAUGAUUGUUCACCGAUAAAAAAUCAACGUAGUGACAUUGUUUAA
Molecule: messenger RNA, 2277 nt
Organism: Schistosoma turkestanicum
Lineage: Eukaryota; Metazoa; Platyhelminthes; Trematoda; Strigeidida; Schistosomatidae
Source: the annotation of a GenBank genome assembly